CGCGCCACCCUUUAGCCUGCUUUUCCGGCGCCAAGCUCACUUUCCCGCCAUUUCCACUCCGCAAAUCUGCUCUGCUCUUCUACCCCUAUUGCCGGCCAUGAUUAGCGCAAAGGAUUUCGUCCUCGUAUCUAUCUCUGCUGCCCUCGGUGCUUUAUCUUCGGUGAUUGCAUUUCGAUUCAUCUCCUCCAAUCCAAAGAGGCCCCGCCCUCGCUGUUUCUCCGCUUCCGAGAACGCUUCCGUCGAGGGUUCCCAAGCUCGGAGUCCCUUCGAUCCUUCCAAGCGCAAGGGGUAUCUUUCCUGGGACGACUAUUUCAUGGCGAUUGCAUUCCUGUCCGCUAAGCGAUCUAAGGAUCCAAACCGUCAGGUUGGUGCAUGCCUAGUAAGUCAAAAUGGAAUAAUUCUUGGAAUUGGGUACAAUGGAUUUCCAAGAGGUUGCUCUGAUGACAAGCUGCCCUGGGCAAAGAUAUCUGUUAACGGAGAUCAAUUGGAAACUAAGUAUCCUUAUGUAGUACAUGCUGAAGUUAAUGCCAUCCUGAACACAAAUCACGCAUCUGCUGCUGGACAGAGAUUAUACGUUACCAUGUUUCCCUGUAAUGAAUGUGCCAAAGUCAUCAUCCAGUCAGGUGUCUCAGAAGUAAUUUAUUUUAUUGAGAAAAGAGUAAACAAUUCAGAUGCUGCUUACACUGCCUCUCACAAGUUAUUAUCAUUGGCUGGUGUUAAGGUUAGGAAACACCACCCACAAAUGGCAGAUAUAACACUCAAGUUUGAGUAAGCUUAAAAUUGAAGAGAUUAGCCUUACUGACUUACAAGAUGUGGAAAUAUGUUAUUAUGUUUCUCUAAACAUUAUAACUAUUUGUUUCAUUUUUACUAUUUCAACAUUUGCUUGUUUCCAAGUUUAGGUGAAAAACUUCCCUUUCCUUGUUUUAUUUAUUAAAAUAAUAAAUAAAAAUUCUUCUCU
Molecule: messenger RNA, 958 nt
Organism: Dendrobium catenatum
Lineage: Eukaryota; Viridiplantae; Streptophyta; Magnoliopsida; Asparagales; Orchidaceae
Product: deoxycytidylate deaminase
Exons: 9
Coding region: 98-772 (224 amino acids)
Molecular function (GO): zinc ion binding; hydrolase activity
Source: RefSeq, a predicted model, not a curated record